Manis javanica (Malayan pangolin) is the source of this 5567-nucleotide messenger RNA. The record is from RefSeq and is a predicted model, not a curated record. Lineage: Eukaryota; Metazoa; Chordata; Mammalia; Pholidota; Manidae.
CCGCGCGCGAGGACACUCGGUGGCCAUUGCUUCUUACCCGGUGUUCGCGUCCACGUGGGGAAAGGGUGGGGCUCACAGCUGUCACCAGAGGAGACGCCUCUUGUCCCUUCCGGCCGCCGUACGCGCGCAGGCGCGCUAGUGGCGCCCUGCUUCGUCCUCCCUCAGCCCGCGAGCCACUAGCGGGAGUGACCAAGCUCGACCGCGAUCGCAGGUCAGAGAAACAUGGCAGCAAGGCGAAUUGCACAGGAGACUUUUGAUGCUGUAUUACAAGACAAAGCUACCCGAUAUCACCUGGACCCCAGUGGUGAGGCUGUAGGUGAAGCUCUUCAGUUUAAAGCUCAAGAUCUUCUAAGAACAAUCCCAAGAGCCAGAGCAGAUAUGUAUGAUGACAUUCACAGAGACAGCAGAUACUCUGUGGGCGGAUCUGCAGCUCACCCUCGAGACACUGGGAGAGAAGGCCUGAGAGGCGAUGUAUUCCCAGGACCUUCCUUCAGAUCAAGCAACCCUUCUGUAAGUGAUGACAACUACUUUCGCAAAGAAUGUGGCCGGUAUCUGGAAUUUUCCCACCCUGAUUCCCGAGACCAGGUCUUUGGCCACAGGAAACUAGGACAUUUUCAUUCUCAGGACUGGAAAUUUGCCCUCCGUGGCUCUUGGGAACAAGACUUUGGCCACCCGGUUUCUCAAGAAUCCUCUUGGCCGCAGGAGUAUAAUCUGGGUCCUUCUGCCCUCCUGGGGGACAUUGGUCCCUCCAGGCUGAUGGAGAAAGAGAGUCACGAUUACGAUGUGGACCGCCCAGGGGAGGCCGACUCUGUGCUUGGGGCCAGUGGCCAAGUCCAGGGCAGAGGCCGAGGUCUAAACAUUGUUGACCAGGAGAGUGCCCUCCUAGGAAAGGGGGAAACUCAGGGCCUGCUCACGUCAAAGGCAGGGGUCACGAAGCUUGUUGCACUGAGAAGUGUGAGCACGAAGAAAGUACCCACUGUAAAUCGUAUUACUCCCAAAACUCAGGGCACUAACCAAAUCCAGAAAACCACCUCAAAUACUGAUGUGACCCUGGGGACAAACCCAGGGAUGGAAGAUAUCCAGUUCCCUACUCAGAUCCCCUUGGGGCUCAGUCUGAAGGAUAUUCGGCUCCCCAGAAGAAAGAUGAGCUUCGACCUAGAUAAGUCUGAUGUGUUUUCGAGGUUUGGGAUAGAAAUAAUCAAAUGGGCUGGAUUUCAUACUAUUAAAGAUGAUGUUAAAUUUUCCCAGCUCUUCCAGACUCUCUUUGAACUUGAAACAGAAACCUGUGCUAAAAUGCUUGCCUCAUUCAAAUGCUCCUUAAAACCAGAGCACAGGGAUUUCUGCUUUUUUACUAUCAAAUUUUUAAAGCACUCUGCUUUGAAAACACCCAGAGUCGAUAAUGAGUUUUUAAACAUGCUUUUAGACAAAGGUGCUGUGAAGACCAAAAAUUGCUUUUUUGAAAUCAUAAAGCCCUUUGACAAGUACAUAAUGAGGCUUCAAGACCGGCUUCUUAAGAGUGUUACUCCACUGCUCAUGGCCUGCAAUGCCUACGAGCUGAGUGUCAAGAUGAAAACCCUCAGUAACCCCCUGGACUUCGCUGUUGCCCUGGAGACCACCAACUCCCUCUGCCGGAAGUCGUUAGCCCUUCUGGGACAGACUUUCUCCUUGGCCUCUUCUUUCCGGCAAGAGAAGAUCUUGGAAGCUGUUGGCCUCCAAGAUAUAGCUCCCUCUCCCGCCGCGUUUCCGAACUUCGAGGACUCGACUCUGUUCGGGAGGGAGUACAUCGAUCACCUAAAGGCCUGGCUGUUCAGCAGUGGGUGUCCUCUCCAGGUCAAGAAAGCCGAACCCGAGCCGACUCAAGACGAGGAGAAAACGCUUUCUCCUACCAAACCAGAAAUUCAGGCCAAGGCUCGGAGAGCUCUGAGUGAUGCCAUCCCACAGCGAGCGGAUCACAAGGUGGUGGACACCAUUGACCAGCUGGUCACACGGGUCGUCGGAGGCAGCCUGUCUCCCAAAGAGAGAGCUCUUCUUAAGGAGGACCCUGCUUAUUGGUUUCUGUCUGAUGACAGUAGCCUGGAGUAUAAAUACUAUAAGCUGAAGCUGGCAGAAAUGCAGCGGAUGAGCCAGACCUUGCCAGGAGCAGAUCAGAAACCCACCUCGGCAGAGUGCGCAGUCCGAGCCAUGCUUUACGCCCGGGCGAUCCGGAGCCUCAAGAAGAGGCUCCUCCCAGGGCGGCGGCGGGGGCUGCUCUGCACUCAUGGGCUCCGGGGCUGGAAGGCAAGGAGAGCAACUGCUGGCACCCAGGCCCUCCUCUCCUCGGGCGCCAGGCUGAAACCCCAUGGCCGCCAGGCUCCAGGCUCCUCACAAGGAAAGCUGCCCCAGCCGGACGUAAAUGCUGCUGCCAAGGGCUGCCCACCAGACCCAGCGGGACCCUCCAGGGACCCCAGCCCAGAAGCCUCAGGCCCAUCCCCCAAGGCAGCAGAUGUGGAUGUCGUGGAAGGCCCUCAGACCUCCUCUCCCUGCCCAUCUGCUGACGUUGACUUGAAGACAAUGGAGACUGCAGAGAAACUGGCCAAAUUUGUGGCUCAAGUGGGACCAGAGAUUGAACAGUUCAGCAUAGAAAACAGCACCGACAACCCCGACCUGUGGUUCCUCCAUGACCAAAAUAGCUCAGCGUUCAAAUUCUAUCGCAAGAAAGUAUUUGAACUGUGCCCCUCGAUUUGUUUUUCAUCGCCUCUGCUGAACCUCCGCACCGGCGAGGGAGCUGAUUCCCAGGAGAGUCCCCUGGAGCCUGUGGGCAGGGGAGGAGAGUUUGAGGACAAGCCCCCGAAGCAGGAGACAGAGCCGGAGAGCCCCGACAUGAUGCCCGGGGACGAGGACGACGAGGACGGCGAGGAUGCGGAUGGCGAGGAGGACGAGGAGGAUGGCGAGGAGGCCCCCACCCAUGGAGGGGCUUCCCGGCACAUGCGGGAGACCGCUGAGGCCCAGGGCUCUGGCGCCAGCCCUCCUGCUGAUGGCUUCCUGAGCGAGGUGGCGGACGACGGCCAAGCUGGCACCCCCAUCCCGUCCCAGGCCUCCUUGGGGGCCUGCUUCCCUCGGAAGAGGGUCAGCAGCAAGUCCCUGAAGGUCGGCAUGAUUCCAGCUCCCAAGAGGCUGUGUCUCACCCAAGAGCCUCCGGUUCAUGAACCAUUUCGCAUUGCCUACGACAGGCCUCGGGGUCGCCUCGUAUCCAGAAAGAAGAAACCCAAGGAUUUUGACUUCACCCAGCAGAAGCUGACUGACAAGAACCUGGGGUUCCAGAUGCUGCAGAAGAUGGGCUGGAAGGAGGGCCAUGGCCUGGGCUCCUGUGGGAAGGGCAUCAGGGAGCCGGUCAGCGUGGGGACGGCCUCAGAAGGGGAGGGGUUGGGCGCCGACGGGCAGGAGCACAAAGAAGACACGUUUGACGUGUUCCGUCAGAGGAUGAUGCAGAUGUACCGACAUAAACGGGCCAACAAAUAGAUGAAAACCAUUGGUGAGAAAGAUAAGGCUUGAAGAGGCAAUUACUCUUAACACGCCACCUCUGUCCCGGAUCGGCCCUGCAGCCUGAGCCCAAGUAGGUGUGGUGGGCGCCCCAGCAGCCGCCCUGCAGUCCGGCAGGCCUGGGUGCAGAGCUGCCUCUGCCUUUACUUUCCUUAAAGAUACAAACGCACCAUUUCCAGCCUGCUUUUGCCCCACCUCCUCUUCCCAGUGCUUUUGUCGUCAGACCCCCUCGUUUCUCAGUUCCUCCUCAGAAGGCGGUGCAGUGCCCCUGCAGUGCUCGGGAGCUGGCUUCUGUCCCUGUCCCCAUUCGUCCUGCAGGCACUGCUGUCCCGGCGAGCUCUGUUAGCAAACUUAAUGCUAAAACGGGCACAGAAUGUCUUCUCAUUGUCUCCAGAAUUUAAGCUUCCAGAAUUUAAACGUGAACAGAAAUUGCUUAUAGCGAACUGUACUCUGGUACAGCCUGUUGGUAGGAGCUCUGAAGCUCUUUGAGCGAGCGGAGAUUCCGUGAGCAUGUUAUUCCUGAGGUCUUAUCUCUCAAUGCAUCCCCAGAGACUUGACGAAACUUUAGGAACACUAUAACAACAGCUGCAUUCAAUGGGAGCCAUCUUUACACCAUGAAGCUUUCCCCAGAUGUUGGGGUGGGUGAGGAACCUCCAGGGCCCCUCCUUGUGCGUGUGUGGCAGGGUGAAGAAGCGCUUUAUUAGCCCUUAGUGUAGAACAGGCAGGGUCCCCUUGGGGUGAGCUGCCCAGCUGGCUGCUUUUUCUAGGUGCAUGGUCGCCACCCCUCCAUCCAUCCGCCAGCGCUCUGCCUCUUGGAACCACAUAUGGAAUUCAGGCUGUGGGCAGCAGUAUUGACGUUUUAAGUACACGCCCAACAAAGUCGGGAAAACUUAGGAUCCUGCUGACGUGACAGGCUUUGGGCACAGCAAUAACCAACCUCAUUGGCCACUGUUUUGACUGCUUAAAGCCACAGGCCUUCCCAGCUUAGGCCAAGGUCCUCUGGUUCUUACCUGUCACACCUCCUGUCUCAGGUUGCGUCCCUUCAUGUCAGGUGUAGUCCCCAGGGCUCUGCCCGCCUCUGGUCAUUUCUGUUGCCUUGGCAACUGGCAGGUGUUUGUGACCAGAUGGGCGCUGGAGGGUGCCUCCGCAGAGCCGAAGCAGCCAACUGGCAGGGGUGGUGUCUGGGGAGUCACAGCUGCCCUGGUUCAUCUCCUUCCUGACCUCCAGCAGCCUCCUGUGGUGGCCCGGGUCAGCGGCCCCUUGGCCUUUGAGAGCUCCUGUGGGCCCUGAGCGAGGCAUGCAUCCCCAGCACAGGCCUGAGCAUAGAGAGCUCUGACCAGCAUAUUCACUUUGUCCCAUAUGCUCACUCUUGGCUUCUUCCACUUUUUUUGUAAGUAAAAUGCUUUAGGAAUCCCGGGGGUAGGCACUGUGCCUGCAGCUACCUGCCCUUCCUCUUGGGACAUCACGCUUUGAGCUGACAGCUUGUGAGCCUUUGGCAGACAUCAAAGAGAACACCUACCUUUUUUACUGGGAAGUUCUCUGAGCCCUCAGGUGACACUUUGUGGACUCGAUGCUGGGACAGCAAGGGCACUGUGAGGGACGGGAUGGGGCAUGGCGGUGCGUCCUCAGGCCCGCGGCUGGCUGAGGAGCGUGCACGCCAGCCCUCCGUGCCCGCCCUUGCCCUUUCAGGGGAGGCCGCUCUGUGGGGAGCAUGCACUGAACACGACGUGUGCUUGCGUAGCCUUGUCAAAGUCACAGUGUCUUUUCUGUCAUUCUAGUUCCAGGGUCUCUUCCGUGAGGACAACAGGCAUCCGGAAAGUGCUAACCCGCCACUCUGGGUGCUUACUGUCUCUGGCUUGUUUCUGUCCCUGGAAAUCAAAUAGAGAAUUUUAGCAUUUUUGAUCCUUGGUAAAACUUAGAAGACAUUUGUGAUGUUACAAAAUGGAAGUUUUUGGGUUUUUUCUUCUCCUUUUUUUUCUUUUUAAAUCUAAGAAGUUGUGAAUGUUCUUAGUCAUUUAGCAGUGGCAAUAAAUGUAGAGGAAACCCAA